This is a messenger RNA of Daldinia caldariorum, 546 nucleotides long. RefSeq lists its product as uncharacterized. Lineage: Eukaryota; Fungi; Ascomycota; Sordariomycetes; Xylariales; Hypoxylaceae. The record is from RefSeq and is a predicted model, not a curated record. The coding region runs from base 1 to 546 and encodes 181 amino acids. The transcript has 2 exons.
AUGCCGGGCAUCUCAGUGAUCAUCCUAGGCAAGUUCUCGGAAGCGAGCCGCACUUUCCGCGAUGCUCUUCUGCCUGACUUUGACGGAAUAUACAUCUUCCUCGACCCCACCGCAGCCCUCAACGACCUCCCCUUCGUAAUCAAAGGGACCACCGCACCCCCCAGCGUCACCGACGACAGCACCACCGGCACCGACACCGACACCGACCACACCAUCCACAAACCCAGCCCCCCGAAAGCCAUCGUCGUCGCCUCCCCGGUGUACGACGACGCCUUCCUCGAGUCCGCGCGCCAGAUCCUGCUCGCCAACGACGCGCACGUCCCCUUCCUCAAGCCGGAUUGGGAUAACAACAACGCCGCCGCCGCUUCGGAUGCGCCCGCCACCACCACCACUACUACUACCACGACUGCUGCUGCUGCUGCUGCUGCUGCUGUCCCGGACCCCCAGGCCGUCAAGCACGCCGCCGAGCGCGCGACUAAGGCCCUGAAGAAGUUGCACGAGGAGGGCAAGCUGGAUGGGGAUGACGAUGGCGUUUACCCUUACUAG